This is a messenger RNA of Hipposideros armiger (great roundleaf bat), 4981 nucleotides long. RefSeq names its product ribosomal RNA processing 1B (gene RRP1B). NCBI's taxonomy places the organism in Eukaryota, Metazoa, Chordata, Mammalia, Chiroptera, Hipposideridae. Gene Ontology annotation, cellular component: nucleus; preribosome, small subunit precursor. The coding region runs from base 1 to 2598 and encodes 865 amino acids. The record is from RefSeq and is a predicted model, not a curated record. The transcript is spliced from 17 exons. Gene Ontology annotation, biological process: rRNA processing.
AUGGGGCUGCCCUCAACAUUCCGCCAAGAAGCCGAAGGACGACCCUUUUCCCAGUCCCCGACCCGCCGAGGCGGCCCGAGGAGUACAAUGAACUCGGUGCCGUUUAUUUCGUGGAACGGCUGCCGGAUCAAAUGGAGGGUUUGGCCCCGCGGCGCUCGCCCCCAGAAAGCGCUGCGAGCCGCGGCUGGCGCCUGUGUGACGCCAUCAUCCCGCGCGCGCCGCCACAGCGCCGCGCACCGCCCCCGCCGCCUUCUGCGCAGUCGCCCCCAGGGCAGCACACGGCAGCGGCGCGAGGCUGAGGUCCUGUGGGCUGCGGCCGGGGAUGCUGCAUUGGGCGCGAGGGCCCCAGCCAUGCAGCCCGCCGAGAUCCAGUUUGCUCAGCGGCUGGCAUCCCACGAAAAGGGCAUCCGGGACCGGGCUGUGAAGAAGCUGCGCCAGUACAUCAGCGUGAAGACGCAGAGGGAGACAGGUGGUUUCAGUCAAGAAGAACUUCUGAAAAUAUGGAAAGGGCUCUUCUACUGCAUGUGGGUGCAGGAUAACCCUCCUCUACAGGAGGAACUAGCGAACACUAUUUCCCAACUCAUCCAUGUUGUUAACAACUCAGAGGCUCAGCACCUGUUCAUUCAGACCUUUUGGCAGACGAUGAAUCGGGAGUGGACGGGGAUGGACAGGCCGCGCCUGGACAGAUACCAGAUGCUGACCCGCCUGGUCCUGAGGCAGUCCUUCGAGGUUCUGAAGCGGAAUGGCUGGGAAGAAAGCCGAGUCCAGCUCCUUCUCGAUGUCUUGAUGAAGGAAGUCCUGCAUCCCGAGAGUCAGUCUCCUAACGGAGUGAAAUUUCACUUCAUUGACAUUUACCUGGAUGAACUGUCCAAAGUGGGAGGGAAAGAGCUUUUGGCAGAUCAGAAUCUCAAGUUUAUUGAUCCAUUCUGCAAAAUUGUUGCCAAGACUAAAGACCAUACAUUGGUGCAGACUAUAGCUAGGGGUGUUUUUGAAGUCAUUGUAGAUCAGUCUCCACUUGAACCUGAAGACACAGUAGAGGAGCAGAAAACUAAAGUGGGUGACAGCAACCUCUCUGAAGAAGAGACAUCUGAAAAUGAGGUGAUGUGGACGCAGACGCUCAGUAAAAAGAGGACAGCACUGGGCAAAUACCACUCCAGGAAGGACGGACUCUGUGAUGGAGACGCGAGGGAUGACGGUGGGAACCUAGAGGACACUGGGCCACUUCUCCAGUUUGACUACGAGGCCAUUGCUAACCAACUCCUGGAAAUAGCCAGCCGGAGAAGCAUCCCAUCCUUCAACAGGAGACGUCUCUCCAAGCUCGUCAGAAAAUUCCAAAGUAUCUCUGAAGCAGGCACUGUACCUCAGGUCCGUUUUGCUGAAGACAUUUCUGCUGAUGAAGAUGACCAAACUGUCAGUCAAGGAAGGCCGAAGAAGAAAGGAAACAAACUUCUAGAGAAAACCAGUGCAGAAAAAGAGAAAGGAAACAAGUUCUUCCUUGCUGAGGAAGAGGAGCGUGAAGGUGGUGGUCAGAAGAGGAAGAGGAAAAAGAAGAACCACGUCCAGCCUGAACACUUAGGGUUCAAGGUCAAAGCCAUGGCCCCAGAGCAGAAUGGGGACGGGGAGCCAGAAGCGGGUGCGGUGGUGCUGGGGACAGCAGGCACUCCCAGCUCCCGGGAGCCGAGCUGCUGGGAGCACCGCCCCUCAAACCCACCCACGCAGAACAGGAGGAGGCGACACCGGAAGAGGGGCCCGAGGGUGCAGGGACAGAGCGCGGAGUCAGCAGUGUCGCCUCUGGAGGGCUUGUUUCAAGGUGGCCCCAGCAGUGGGCGUGCUCAGGUGCCCGCCCACGCUUCCCCAGAUGAUGGAGCCCCAGCCCUGAAGCGGAAGCGGAAACUCGGGCCUCCCCUGGUCAAUGGCAGCGGCCCACCCACUCUGGCUUGGCCCCCGCCCGGGCAGGAGAACCCUCCAGUGAGCCCAGCAGACAGAGGGGAUUGCCCAGCCACCCCGCCCCUGGGUGGGAGACUGAAGAAAAAGAAGGGGGAUUCCAGCAGUCUUGACCUCUACAACCUGUCCACUCAGAAAACUGCCAUUUUCAAAAAGAGGAAGAAAAUGAAAGACAUGUUGAACUUGAACUUGGUAGAACACAGCCAAGUGUUAGAAUCCGAACUCAAGCUCGUCCAGGCUCUGGGGAGCAGUGGGCCCUUCAGCCCCCUGAAGAGGAAGAAGCUGAGGACGGAGAAUGACUUUGUGAAGUUUGACACUCCUUUCUUACCAAAGCCCGUGUUCUUCAGAAAAGCUAAGAGCAGCACGGCCCCAGCCUCCGGAAGCCCUGCCACGCAGCUCAACAAGACACCAUCCAGCUCCAAGAAGGUCACCUUCGGGUUGAAUAGAAACAUGACUGCGGAAUUCAAGAAGACAGACAAGAGCAUCCUGGUCAGUCCCACGGGCCCCUCCCGAGUGGCCUUCAACCCUGAGCAGAGGCCGCUGCACGGAGUGCUGAAGACCCCCACCUGCUCCCCCGCCUGCACCCUCCUGGGGACCAAGAAGCCACUGACCGCCACGCCAAAGAGAAGGCCGACAGCCAUGGACUUCUUCUAGGGUAGUCUGAGUCCCUUUUUAAAGUCUGCUUUUGUACAGAAUACUCUAUAAAUUAUAACUUUGCAAAGGUGGGGCCUUUUUUAUUAUUUCCUAAACCCCCGUGGAUUGUAUAUCCGCGGGUCUGGAUGUGAGCUGCCACGCUGCUGCGUGGCUAUCCCUUCCGGCGGGGGCUGUGGGCGGGGGCUGAUUGAAGCCUUUCCUGUAAACGUCAUUUGUGCUAGAGCCCUCCAGGGUUCCACAUUCUGGGGAACCUCGGUGACGCCCCGAGUGUGGCGGGGCGAGAGCCUGGAGCUAGCCUUGUCAGCCGUGCGUGUGCACACACCUGCAUCCUCAGCAUUGUGUCUGCCUGCCAGGCUGCUUUGCUGGGUGUCUGUCAUCUAACAGCCUGUCCUGAAAAGCAUGGAGGGCCGUUCCCGCGCUCUGCGGGCACCUGGCAGUGUAUGACCGGGGACUUGUCCGUGAAUCCGCAGUGCCGGUCUGUGCCUCCAUGUGCUCCGCUGGGGUGGAUGUGCAUGUGGGGCGGGAGAGCAGAGCCCCGGGCUCGGGUCCUGCCCCAUGUUCUACCUCUCUGCCAGCUCCAAGUGUCCUCACGAGGAGAGCAGCGUCCCCUGGCUGUCCCCGGACUCCAGUCGGGCGGCCGACUCCUUUUCCCAGGUCCUUGUGUUCUGGUUGCUCUUUACCCAUAAACCCUUGAGCCAGAGACCUAAGUAAAUAACGGGCGUCCACAGAAGCAGCUCUCCCACCUUAGAUCACGACUCAUUUCUCCACAGGCGUGGCAGCAGCGUCUGCAGACCCGAGCUGCCACUAGGAGGCAGAAACAAGCAACCUUUAAGAAUUGUUUGUGCAUAUUGAUUUGCUCGUAGCUACCUUAUGUCUGAAGUACUGAAGCUUGCACUCACAGAUUUUUAUAAAGUUCUCAUUUUAAUUCAUUACAAAAGAUCAGGUGUGGAAGGCACACAGACUUCAGUUGGGGGAACGUAGUGUUGUCUGUGCACCCACCUGGUUUGGGGGCCCACAUCUGCCGCGAGCCUCAGUGAGGGACAAGCCACAGGCUCGUGGCGGCCACUGGGACCCCUAUUCCUUCUUGAGUUUACGAUAACAAACUGCAGACCUAAAGGAGGAGGCGUGACUUGGGGGCAUGUAGUCCCUUCCCCCAGGUGGCCGUGCUCCCGCAGCCCCCUCUCCGCUCAGGGAUCUUGGGCCUCCUGAGAGUGGAAGCCCCCCCACACAGGAGUCCCAGUUUCUCACCAAAACCCAGGCCAGUCCCCUUUGCUGCUCCCAGCUGAGGGCCCUGGCAGUGCCUCGGUGUCCAGGCAUGGCUUCGGGUGAGGGAGGCCUCGGACUGGCAGGCUGCGAGGAGCUGUUUGGUUUCUGUAGUCACAUAACGGAGGGCUGCUUCUGCGAGCCCUAACUGAACAGCUUGGGGCCCAUCGGGCUGAGUCACCAUGAAGGCCCUGGGGACAAGGAAGGGAAACUGUUCUUCUCUGCCCUAUAACUAUGUUUUGUCAGAUUAAGCCAUGAAAAAAAACGAACCUGUGCUGUUAUGUUAGCCAGUCCUCGUAAUGAGACAGCUGUGUUGUGGUUGCAUGGCUUUCGGGCCCUGCAUUUGAUAUCACACUUCAAACCACAUCCAAAAUCAAACCUGACAGCGUGGAGAGAGUUGAGUAGUCAAACAUGCUUAACUUCACUUAAAAAGAAGCUUCGUUAUCCUUCGUCAAAUUAUUUUUCUAACAACUUCUAUUUCAGCUUUAAAGGUGGAUCUUUAUGCCAAAUGGGCCACAUAAGCCAACGAUGUUAAGAUGUCUUAGCAGGACGUUCUAGGGCAAAAAUGGCCCAUUUGUUCUCCAGAUGAGCGCAGUGACCUUUCUCUGUCGCAUCACUGUCCUCUGUCUCUCCUGAGGCACCAACGUAAUGUCCUGUGAACGCAGGUCCUGCUGACGCCUCCCUGGGUACUCGGGUCCCAGAGUGACAGUGUGACUUGGGUUCCAUCUGUCCUUCCCUAAAUCUGUCCUCACUCACUCCAUUUUGUGGGUGAGUUCAGUAGGUUUACUGUGGCUUAUUUUUAAUACCUAAAUUUUGGCUACAAAGAAAGAAAACAAUUUUUUAAAGUUCUCAUUAUGUAUGCACACAAGAUGUGUCACAUAAAGAAAAUGUAUUUAGAAUACCAGUUUUCUACCUGAUGCAUGUUAUUUUCCUAGGUACAACUGCCAACGGGGCUUGGCAGUCCAAAAAAGAAAAUAAUUUGAUGGUGAUCUUAGAGGGUUUUGUAAAGCCGUUGUCUGUACAGCCUGGCACCACACUUUACAAUGUGCUAUCCUUUCUAACUUUUACUGAGCCGAAAGCACAAAGAAGAGUAUAAAGCAGUUGCCAUUGCUGAAAAGAA